UGUGGCAAAGAUUUUGUCUAUGGUUAUUGUGAUUUGUGGUUAAAUACGAUUAACUUUGUAUUUAUUGAAAAAAUGCAAUGUAAAAGAGUUUAAGCUAUUUCGUGUUUGUUAUUAAUAAGCAAUUACUAUCCUGGAACUGUGGAAUUUAAAGUAUUGUCGAAAAUGGACGAAAAAGAAGAGUUGCAUUUAACCUCACAGGAGUUACAAGUGUUAUCAGAACUUGACAGUCGUCAGUUUGGGUUCCUGAAACUCCGUGGCAGCGAACAUGGAAGAACAAGAGCUUUGGUUCUCAAAGCUGUCAAGUAUUUAGAAGGAAUGCUGGUACAAGUCAAAGAGGAAGAAAGAGCUUGUUCCCCUGGAGCUAGACGGGACAUUUGUAUUGAUCCUAAGACUUACUGCAAGUUGGGUCACUUUCAUCUGUUGCUAGAAGACUAUGCUAAAGCAAUGUCAGCAUAUCAAAAAUUCUAUGCAUUGGAACAAGACAACUGGAAAGAUCCACUCUUUUUGUAUGGACUGGGACUCUGCUACUACCACUACAAUGCCUUUGAUUGGGCGACGAAAGCGCUGCAGAUGGCCCUGUACGUGUCCCCCGGGUUCUCCCGUGCGGCGGACGCGCACCUGCGCCUCGCGCUCAUGUUCAAGGCCCGCCGGCACUGGGGCGCCGCGGCGGUGCACUUCCGUCGCGCGAGGCUGGCUCCGCACCAGGACGCCACCUUCACCCGGCUGGAGCUCAGCUUCCACGCCGCCCACCUGCUGGAGGCCAAGGGACUGAGGAAAGCCGCGAGAGAUGCUUACGAGAGACUCCUGAAGGAGCCGCAGCUGUCGUCCAUGUUGAAGGCUGACGUCUGUCGACAACUGGGCUGGCUAUACCACCGGUGCGCGUCACUGGGCGAGCCCGCCGGUCGCGCGCGCGCCGCGGUGUGGUGCCUCCAGCGAGCCGUGGUGGCUGAGCCGGAGUCGGGGGCUGGGCUGUACCUCCUGGGCAGGUGCUUCGCGGCGCAGGGCAAGGUGCACGACGCGUUCAUCGCGUACAGGAACUCGGUGGAGAAGUCGGAAGGCAACGCGGACACUUGGUGCUCUAUUGGGGUACUAUAUCAGCAGCAGAACCAGCCGAUGGAUGCGUUGCAAGCGUACAUCUGCGCAGUCCAGUUAGACAAGGGCCACUCGGCGGCGUGGACCAACCUCGGCAGCCUUUACGAGAGUUGCUCGAUGGCCCGCGACGCCUUCGCGUGCUACAACAAUGGCGGCGCGCGUGCUACGCUCGCGAACGCACCGCUGCGGCAACGACUGGCUUUCCUGCGUGCGCAUCUAGCACACGCACCCAUGCCUUCUGUCACGGGGAAACGCCGCCCGCUGCCAUCUAUCGAGGAAGCGUGGAACUUGCCGAUAUCGGCGGAGAUGUCGUCGCGCGCGCCCAAAGCCGCGCCGCCGCCGUACCCGGGCGCGGGGGGCGCGGGCGGCGCGGGCGGGCCGGCGGGGGGCAUCAAGCGCGAGGAGCCCGCGCCGCUCACGCAGCAGCAACUGCAGACGUUGCAGUACUUGCAGAGGAACUCGCACAACCUGUCGCCGCAGCAACAAGCUUUGAUGCAGCAGCUGUUGUCACAAUAUCGACAGUCGCAGGCGGCGAGAGUGCGCGCGGUAGCAAAAAGCGAAGGCAGUACAAGCGGCGACAGCGCCGAGUCGCUCGCUGAAGACUUGUUGAAGAAGUUCUCGGACACGCAGCCCGAUAUCAAAAAGGAGCCAAUCAUGAAGAGCCCGCCGAACGGCAGCAGCAACGAGGCGGUGCUGGGCGGCCGCCAGCCCGUCGUGAAGCUGGAGCCGCUGAAGGGCGACCCGCUGAAGCCCGUCGCCUUCCACAUCGGCAUGACGGCCAAGCAGGUGCUGGACGCGUGCAAGGAGCACGCCGGGCCGCCGGCCGCCUGGUCCGUGCUGGGCGACGGGCGUGGCCCGCCCGAGCCGCCCGGCGUGCCGCCGCCGCGCCUGGCCGCCGAGCAGCUGGCGCCCUCAGCGCCCUUCGUGUACGUGGAGUCCAAGCGCGACGCCUUCUCGCCGCAGCUGCAGGACUUCUGCCUCAAGCACCCCAUCGCCGUGGUGCGCGGGCUCACGGCGGCGCUCAAGCUGGACCUGGGCCUGUUCUCCACCAAGACGCUGGUGGAGGCGUGGCCCGAGCACGCCGUGGAGGUGCGCACGCAGCUCAUGCAGUCGGCCGACGAGAACUGGGACGCGGGCGGGCGGCGGCGCGUGUGGGCCUGCGCCUCGCACCGCUCGCACACCACGGUGCGCAAGUACGCGCAGUACCAGGCCGGCUCGUUCCAGGAGUCGCUGCGCGAGGAGCGCGAGCGCGCCGGCCCGCCGCCCGCCGCCUCCGACUCGGACUCGGGCCCGGCCAAGCGGCGCCGCGCCGCGCGCAUGCUGCGCUUCGGCACCAACGUGGACCUGUCGGACGAGCGCAAGUGGAAGCAGCAGCUGGCCGAGCUGCAGAAGCUGCCCGCCUUCGCGCGCGUGGCGUCGGCCGCCAACAUGCUGUCGCACGUGGGCCACGUCAUCCUCGGCAUGAACACGGUGCAGCUGUACAUGAAGGUGCCGGGCAGCCGCACGCCCGGCCACCAGGAGAACAACAACUUCUGCUCCAUCAACAUCAACAUCGGGCCCGGCGACUGCGAGUGGUUCGGCGUGCCCGACGCGUACUGGGGCGGCGUGCGCGAGCUGUGCGAGCGGCACGGCCUGUCGUACCUGCACGGCUCGUGGUGGCCCGACCCGGCCGAGCUGCGCGCGCACGGCGUGCCCGUGUACCGCUUCACGCAGCGGCCCGGCGACCUGGUGUGGGUCAACUCGGGCUGCGUGCACUGGGUGCAGGCCACGGGCUGGUGCAACAACAUCGCGUGGAACGUGGGCCCGCUGACGGCGCGCCAGUACGCGUUGGCGCUGGAGCGCUACGAGUGGAACAAGGUGCAGAACUUCAAGUCCAUCGUGCCCAUGGUGCACCUGACGUGGAACCUGGCGCGCAACAUCCGCGUGUCGGACCCCGCGCUGCACCGCGCCAUGCGCACCUGCCUGCUGCAGACGCUGCGCGCCGCCGCCGGCACGCUGGCCGCCGUGCGCGCGCGCGGCGUGCCCGUGCGCUUCCACGGGCGCGCGCGCGGCGAGGCGUCGCACUACUGCGGCGCGUGCGAGCGCGAGGUGUGGCACGCGCUGCUUGUGCGCGAGCACGAGCGCCGGCACGUGGUGCACUGCCUGGCGUGCGCGCGCCGCGCCGCGCCCGGCCUGGCCGGCUUCCUGUGCCUGGAGGAGCACCACAUGGAGGAGCUGGCGCAGGUGCUGGACGCGUUCGCGCUGCACCGGCCCGCGCCGCCGCCGCACGCGCCCGCGCCCGCCGCCGCGCCCGCGCCCGCUCCCACCCCUGCCGUCGCGCCCGCGCUCGCGCCCACGCCCGACUGAGGCGCGCCGGCCUCGCUCGCGGGGUUGCGCUUUCCGUUCUCCUCGAUCUGGGCCGAGGCCGGGCGCGGGCAGGGCGCCGAGUAGCGCGCGGGAGGCGCGUCACGUACCUGUACUUGUGUGAGAGUUGUAUGAUACGUUGUCG
This is a messenger RNA of Bicyclus anynana (squinting bush brown), 3580 nucleotides long. RefSeq names its product lysine-specific demethylase 6A (gene Utx). Gene Ontology annotation, cellular component: MLL3/4 complex. Gene Ontology annotation, biological process: regulation of gene expression. Gene Ontology annotation, molecular function: RNA polymerase II cis-regulatory region sequence-specific DNA binding; histone H3K27me2/H3K27me3 demethylase activity; protein binding. The record is from RefSeq and is a predicted model, not a curated record. The transcript has 11 exons. Bases 163 to 3438 code for a protein of 1091 amino acids. NCBI's taxonomy places the organism in Eukaryota, Metazoa, Arthropoda, Insecta, Lepidoptera, Nymphalidae.